CCCUCACCCUGUUUUUCUCUACUACUACAGACUACAGUAUGUGCUAUGUGCUGUGACGCAGUUUAGCGCAUCGCAUCGCAUCGCAUCGAUAUCUGUUCGCUGCCCUGUCCACGUGACCAUCUGGCAUCACAAAGAACCUGCACCUGCACCUUCCGCCAACAAUCAUGAAGGCAGUCGCAGUGCAAACAGAGGCUUUUUAAGGCUGUUGCUGUCGUGUUCAAAAUGUCUCCGACCACGCAUUCCGAUCGCAUCCAUCACAACAUCCAGAAUUCAGAACAAAAGCCAUCCCAACAACCCUGCACUAUUUCCAAGCAAUGAGUAAAGACCACAGCACUAACUACCGGCCUAAAUCCCCCGACUUAUCAGGCUUCAACCCGCCCAGACUCGCUCGCAUUCCCUCGUAUCAGCCAGAACCAACUGUGCCUCCAGGCUAUCCGGUUUCAGCCCGAGGCUCCUACGACGCAUCGCCUUUCUUCUCGCCACAGAACACCACGCCUUCGACAUCCUAUUUCGGUGCUCGACCAUCUCAGUCGCCCUUCGCUCAACCUUAUCCACCACAGGUAUUCCGAGCUCCGAGUAUACCCACUCAAGCUUCUCCAUCAAGCCACUCUCAACCCCUGCCAAAUUCUUACGACAAUUAUUCUCACUCUUCAUAUUAUCCGCAACCUCAGACUCACCAGCCAUUUGAUCCAAACUACGCUGUUCAACCACCUGUUCAACACUUUGCCUCUUAUCCUCAGUCUUCGGGUCAACAAUACGACGACAUGCCUCGAACUCGGCGGGCAAAAGCCGAAGUUGAUUUUGAUCCCGAUUACAAUCCGAAUGGGCCUACAAUUGGAAUACCUAUCAAAACCGAACAAGCUACUGCCGUCCAGCCAGUCAUGCCCAUAGCCACAACAGACCCCUCCCACGGACUCGAUCUGAGAACAAAGUUUCCAGUUGCACGGAUCAAACGUAUCAUGCAAGCAGAUGAAGAUGUAGGAAAGGUGGCUCAAGCGACUCCUACCGCUGUUUCCAAAGCACUGGAGCUGUUUAUGAUCUCUUUGGUGACCAAGGGAGCAACCGAAGCCAGAGCCAACAAUUCGAAACGUGUUACAGCACAGCAUCUCAAGGCUGCUUUGAUGAAAGACGGCCAAUUUGAUUUUCUGACUGAAAUCUGUGAAAGUGUGCCUGAUGAAGGAUCCAAGAAAGGCAGAGCUAAGUCGGAGGCAAAGAGCGAAGAAAGUGAUGAGGACAUUGGACCCAAAAAGAAGGGAAGGGGCGGCAAGAAGAGGAAAGCUGAAAGUGACGAUGAUUCUGAUUGAUUUUCUGGCACGUGCAUUCCGAGUGCUUACAUUUCGACGCUGUCGCGGAGACAGCCCAUGACAAAAACUCCAUUUGCGCAAGGCUGUGUAACAGGCAUGCGCAGAUCUUGCAAACCUCCAGCAUCUAUCCGUUUGAGAAAACCACGAGUGCCGCCAAGGUUCGCGAAGGGCUUUUGAUUCCGACCCUCGAUUUACAUCAACUGUCUGUUAUCAUUAAGCAGGCAGUCGACAGAGACUUCCUUCCAGAACCCACCACUACCAGGACGCGCCUGAUUCUCAACCAGAAUGGUGUCUGGUCGGUGGUGAUGGUGUGUUGUCCCUCCAAGGCCAUGGUACUUGAUGCACCACGGCAAAAAGAAUGACCAAACCAAAGAAAGCUGUAAAUCCCAGAGCCACCCAUCCCACCAUUGCAGAAAAUGCCACCACAACUAAACACAAAAGGGCAAAUGCACCAAUCGUCAAGCCACCAAGAAGGCCGCUGGCAACUACCGCAUACAUCUGAAUUGUCCACUGCGAAGUCUUGCCGUUCGUCCCAUUCCAGUCUGCGAUCCAGUGAUUUUUGAAGAAUGUUAAGAAUGUCGAGCCUAGUGAUGCAAACGCCAGGGCGAGCAGAAAGAGGAGCCAGCUGAUGGCGAGAAACUCUCUAAUCUGCUGCUGAGCAAAUGUCGGGGGUCUCGAGGAAGGCAUAGAGAUGUCAUUGGACAAGACGUAGGAGAAUGUUAUGCUUGUUCCCAAGGUACUGACAGCGAUAAUGGUUUGGAACAAGCCAUUGAAGAACGCCGAAAUGGACGACCCGCUAUGUUUGGCCAUUGGACGUAUGUGAGAGAGUGAAUGGCCGUGCUCGGAAUACGGCCCUGUCGUUGUCCUGUUCAUAUGCUUUUCGUCAGGACACGGUUCUGUGGUGGACUGCUGGUCGUCGUAGCCACUAUUCGUUUGGUCCCUGCGAAUUGCAAGUGUAGCACCAGCAGCUGCUUCUAAAUCUGCGGUCGCGGCUUGUCGGGCUGGCAUCGUUGCAGGAAACAUAUGGCCUUCGACGUUCGAGUCAAAGUACGAGGCUCUCGCUUCGGCAAGGCUGACGUGAAGAACGAUGGCAACUUGCCAGCUACCACAGUGGAAACAACUUGAACGCGAACUUCGGAUUCGCAAACCUUUUAGAGAUUGUAGAGAUAUGAUGCUUGUGACUGCAAAAUAGGCUG
Exophiala xenobiotica is the source of this 2500-nucleotide messenger RNA. RefSeq lists its product as uncharacterized. Gene Ontology annotation, molecular function: core promoter sequence-specific DNA binding; transcription corepressor activity; transcription coactivator activity. The record is from RefSeq and is a predicted model, not a curated record. Gene Ontology annotation, cellular component: negative cofactor 2 complex; nucleus. The coding region runs from base 315 to 1304 and encodes 329 amino acids. The transcript is spliced from 2 exons. Lineage: Eukaryota; Fungi; Ascomycota; Eurotiomycetes; Chaetothyriales; Herpotrichiellaceae. Gene Ontology annotation, biological process: transcription by RNA polymerase II; positive regulation of transcription by RNA polymerase II; negative regulation of transcription by RNA polymerase II.